Molecule: messenger RNA, 891 nt
Organism: Cryptococcus wingfieldii CBS 7118
Lineage: Eukaryota; Fungi; Basidiomycota; Tremellomycetes; Tremellales; Cryptococcaceae
Exons: 3
Coding region: 1-891 (296 amino acids)
Source: RefSeq, a predicted model, not a curated record
AUGUCAUUCACCCCCACAUCGCAUUCAACACCAACAGACAACACUGCGGAGCCGUUGGUCGACAAGUCCGAGCUGCCGACCAUCGAGCUCAGCUUUUCCUCGGGCCCUAAUGGCGCAUGGGACGACAGGGAGCUUAUUAAUGCUGCCAACUCUGCCAUGAAGGAAUUCCACACGCAUCAUCCGGGACCGGGAAGCUGGCUUGACAAGGCUACAGCUGCGAUGGCUAUUGGCAAGCCGUUGCCCGGAGGGAACGAUUACGGCACAGCAUGGUAUACAGCUUCGACACCUGUCGUCCAAGAUCCCCCUGCAGCCGCAGCCCCUCCAAAGAAGAAGCGCAAAACCAACACCAAAAAGACAAUAAACCCAUAUGACCCUGCUGCUACCGCCUACAUUUCCCAGACAAACGGACCAACUUCCAUCUCUGGCCCCUCAAAUGCCAACGCCCGAGCUGAGAGUCCUUCCUUCCAACCGCCCUCACCGGGCGGCACAGAAGAUGCAGAUGCCAAGCGAGCAGAAGAAGAUGCUGAGGAUGCCGAGUGGGGAUAUGUGGAAGAAGACUGGGAGGAGGAGGAAGGAGAUUGGGAAGGAGAUGGCCAAGGAUGGGAAGGAGAAGUUGCGCAGGGUGCCCCUCAGGCCCCGCCGGCUUACGGCGUGCAGUCAGCAGACGGGGUCUCUCGCGAGGAGGCUUUGGGUCAUGCUAUGACAGCGCAGUAUUGGGCGGGGUAUUGGAUGGGUGUUGCUCAGGCGAAAGGUGGAGAAAGCGCAAAGCCAAGAAGAAGAAAGUGUAGCGGCGAAAGAGAAGUUGGGGCUACGUCGAGUGAGCAAGCGCCACCGGCAAACAUGAUCAUCUCCCGUCACCAAUAUGACGGUGUCAAUGGUUUGAAGCGUUAG